Messenger RNA from Marchantia polymorpha subsp. ruderalis, 7244 nucleotides. The record is from the annotation of a GenBank genome assembly. Lineage: Eukaryota; Viridiplantae; Streptophyta; Marchantiopsida; Marchantiales; Marchantiaceae.
AAGUAGGAGGAGCGCCGGGCGAGAGCAAGAGCGAGCGGGGGCCGAGAGGAGGAGCAGACGAGCAGCAGAGCAGAAGAGCAGGGCAGGAGGGGGCGGGGCAGGGCAGGGCGUUCAGCGCAGCGCAGCGCGGCAGGGGCCCAGACAGACGCCAGAGCCCAGACAGCCGGACAGACGGCCAGACGGCCAGACAGACAGACAGACAGAGCUUUACCCGUUCCUCUCCCCCCCUCUCCCUGCCUUCCCUCCUUUCCCUCCCCCGCUUCUGGCUCGAGCAUUUGCAUUUGCAUUUGCAUGGAGUCGUGAAUGAGGCGAGGUGUGGCUGCCCGCCCGACGAAAGAAAGAACGAAGCAGACUCGCAGGCUGGCGCCGUUGCGUCGGUGUUUCUGAGAGCAGAAAAGAGGAGGAGGAGGAGGAGUAGCUAGGCGCAGGGAAGGGAAGGGAAGGGAAACGGAAGGUCGUCGAUGCGGGACGGACUGACUGACUGACUGACUGACUGCUGCAUCAUCGCUGCGGGUCGGUGGUGGUUGUUGUUGGUUCGAUCGGAGUCGCGAGUUUUGAGGUUUGCGUUCGGAGCAGGGGCGGGGGCGAGUGUUGUUUUCUGUGCGGAUUGCUGCUGCUGCCUAUUUCGCGGAGAUUUGUGUUGCUUGUGGCGGCGAGGGGAGGCCUUGUGCAGUGUGUGGAAUGCGGGCGACGAGAUCGGGCGCGAGUCGAUGAGCGAGCGGCGGAGGUCGGGAGUGGAGUUUCGGAUGUAGCCGAUUUUGGUGGCGGGAGAGAGAGCAAGAGAGAGAGAGAGAGAGAGAGUGCGAAGAGUGAGUGGGCAAUGACGGGAGUGGAGAUGGAGGAGUGGGACGAGGACGUGCGGGGCGCGAGGAGGGCUGGGGCCAGUGUCGGGAAGAGUGCUUGCGCUUGCGGCGUUGCGUCUCUCGUGGUCUGUGGAGGAGGAGAAGCAAUGCAGCCGCUGCGGGUGAACUAGGACUCGCGCUCGCGGGCAUUGAUUGGCUGUGUGUGGUCUGGCGCUCACAGGUUUGUUAAUGGGUUAUGAGUCACGACCACUUCGUCAGAUUAUGCUCUGAUCUUGAGCGAGGCUCUACAAUGAGGUCCGAGACGCGCCUAGAUUUCGCCGUUUUCCAGCUCACGCCAACACGGACAAGGUGUGAGCUCCUGGUUUCAGCUGGAGGUGUGACGGAGAAGCUUGCUUCAGGUCUACUGAAGCCGUUUUUAGCACAUUUGAAAGCAGCAGAAGAGGAGAUUGAGAGAGGAGGAUACUCCAUAAAGUUGGUGCCCUUCUUCGCCGAUUCAUCGACCGUCCAUGGGGCGGAUUGGUUCACCAAAGGCACCAUUGAGAGAUUCGUUCGCUUCGUCAGCACACCCGAGGUGCUCGAACGGGUCAGUUCCGUCGAGGCGGAGCUCGUUCAGAUUGAGGAAGCGAUUAGCGUUCAAGCCAAUGAGGCACGGGUCGAUGAGCAGUACCUCAGAACUUCUCCUGCCACACCUCCCCAAGGUGGCUUCAUGGUGCAGGGAUUCAAUAUCGAGAAAGGCGGCUUUUCAACCAAGUCGAGGCGCAACUCCAUGGACGGUGCCGACAUCACGGGAGGAGACAGCUCGAAGUGGCGUCUACUCCGAGCCAUGGAUGCACGCCGACUUAUGUUGCAGAAGGAGCAGGGAAUGGCGUUUGCCCGGGCUGCUGCCGCCGGCUUUGACAUGGAGCACAUGGAGGAUCUCAUAGCCUUUGCUGACUGCUUCGGGGCCUCUCGUUUACGGGAGGCUUGUGUAAAAUUCAUGGCUUUGUGCAAGAAGAGAAAGGAAGCAGGUCUUUGGUUGGAAGAAAUGGAAAUGGCAGCCGCUGAGGCUGCUGCAAACCGCACGGAAGGCGUACCCGAGUAUGUACAAGGCUCAGCAAAUUUCAAUCGAGGAAAAGAGUACUCUGACGCCUGGUCAGACGUCAAUAGCGAAGCUGGAGAUGAUGCUCGUGACGACGUUAGCAUGCGAUCGCACAAUAGCUUCUACCGCGAUGGAAGAGGUUUUCUCGGUGAUGAUGACCUUAAGAGAAGGAGGGGUUCUCAGGACGAUGGUUCAGGUGACGUCAAUGGAGAAUACGGUCCAGGAGCAUAUCGUGCCCGUGCUCGAUACAGUCAAGGUGGUGGUAUGGUUCCUCCUAGCAUCGAUGAGCUACAGGCAUCUGCGUACACUCACGACAUGCUAGGAAGACCAUACAGCCUUUCACCCGGUGGUUAUCCGGGAAGCCGGUUACCAAUGGAACCCGGUAUGUACCAGGGUGAGCACGGUUACGAAUACAGGGAUGCUCACGGUCAAGGCGCCCGAGGUGGAAUUGUAAACCAGUCUCCAAGAUAUUUGCAGAAUUUUCACGGGAUAUCUCCUUCUACCAGUCCUGCUUCGAGACUCCCUGGUUGGGUCCCAGCUGGAGAGGACGAACAGAAUUAUGAACAUCGAGGACACUAUGGAAAUUCGCAGCAACCUGGAAGGAGCAACAUGCACGGUGCUGUCCCGUACGGUCACCACACCCACUACGGAAAUCCUGCACACCAUUCAGGCUAUGGGGAAAACAAUAGCUCUUUACAGUGGAGGCAAGGCGACAAUCAUGCUAACUGGGCAUCCCAGCAACCACCACAAUAUUGGCAAGGCAAUGCCGGCUAUCCAGACAACACUGGACAUGAGUCGAGAGGUCAACAGUACGGUGGCGCUGCUAAUAACCAGUCACAUGGAGAUCCGGGUAGAGGCCCUGAGCCUCACUACACAAAUGGUUCACCAGCGCACACUAGAGAUUUACAACCGAGGGGUAAUCGCUCCCCUGACGUUGGAGGAUUAAUGCAGGGAUCGUCUCCUUCAUUGCCUUCUGGCAACCAGCCAUAUGUCAAGAGUCAGUCUCCUGCUAUGGAAGACUCUGUAGGUGCAGAAGAUCAUCUUGAGACGAUACAACCAUCCUCGGACUUGCAGUCCCCACCAAAUGCCACAGUGCAGCAGCAUAAUGACGAAAGGGGAGUAGUGAUGAAUGUGAAUGCAGAUCAGAAUAGCCCAUCACCAGCAGGUAAACAAGCCUUGUCUCCAGCGGAUGCUUCAAACAGGCGUCUUGCAAGGAGAUCAACAUCUCCGAGGCGAAGAUCGUCUUCUCCUUUACGGAAGGUGCAAGUGGGAAGGUCAGGGUCCAGGCGUUCGGGUUUGGUCGUCAUACGAAAUAUCAAUUACAUCACCUCAGGUUCACAAGAUAGAGCGGCUGCGGCGAGAGAUCGGGGAAGUGACAAUGACUCAGACGACAGCGACAGUGGAGACGACGAGGAAACCGCGCAACAAAAGGCGGAUCAAGUCCGUUUCAGUGUGAAGGAUGCCAUCAAUCUCUUUGAAAAGAAGAGGAAGGAAUCAGGCGAUGCAGCCAAGAAAGUGGCAAGGCAAGAUAGUAGCCGACGAGGAUCCACAGAGAGUGGUAGUUCUUCUUUCAAUGAUCGUGUCAAGCGCUGGAGUGGAGCAAGUGAUGUGAGUAAGGAGGCAGCUGCUAGGAGGACGAAAGAUGGAAGUCCCUUUGAAGAUUCGGACGUCCAUUCGAAGCAAGGAAGCAGCACCGUGGACCAAGAGCUUAGAGCAGGUAAUCCAAGUACACAUCAGUCCAAGUCCGAAGAGGAUGAGGUUCAAAGUCGCCCAACUCAGGAAAUUGGACAUGACGAGGGUGCUGUCGAGCAGCAUGCUAUGCAAACAAGUCAGUUCAUGGACUCCGAUGCCUCGGUUGCUCUUAUGAAGAGAGGUCAGGGUGGUCAAACAGCGUCAAGAUCGUUGCCCCAGUUCGAGUCAGAAUCCAAUUUGUACCAACAAACUAAUCAGGUACAGAAGGACAACUUAGCAAGAGAAGAAAAUAACCUGCGUGACCGAGGCGACCAAGUGGACCAGAGCAAAUCGAGAGCUCACUUCCCAGCCGAUCCUUUGGAUCAAGAAGGCACUUAUGUGAAAGAAAGUGAGGCCGAUGAUUCUUUCAUGCUCCCAGACCGUGGACGUGCCCGUGAAGAAGGUCAAAAGCAGAGAGGUACCUGGGCUGUGAGUCAAGAGUCAGAAAUGACUGCGUACAAUCAAGAUCAGACUAAGGUUACUGUGCAGGAUGAUUCAUUCAUCGUACCAGCUAGAGUGCCUGUUCAGGAUCAAACAGCUAAUUGGAGGACGGCUGUGAACAUGGAGUCGGAAAUAUCCACCGACCAGCAAAAUGCAGGAAAUGUGGAAAAAGACUCCGCAAACGCUUCUGUGUUUGCACCGGAGGAUUUGAUGUAUAUCCCUGAACGGAAUACCGGUCGGGAGUCUUUAGGUAGACCGUGGAAUACAGCUGUCGAUUACGAUAUGGAGUUUUACGAAGAGGGAUUCAAAGAUGAUGACGAUCACAAGAGUGUUGUGGGAGACAGCGAGUCUCCCAAGGAUCAGCAGGGGAGGUUCUACGAGCAAUAUCGCGAGAAGAGGGAUGCUAAACUGAGAGAAGAGCCGGGACCGAAGAGGGCCGAGCGGGAAGCUAAGCUCAAAGCAAUGCAGGAAGUUCUUGAGAAACGAAAGGCAGAGAUGGCUUCUAGGGGUGGGAGGACUAAUGAGAAGUAUGCAUGCUCCGCCGAUGCACAACUUCGCGCUGAAAAGUUGAGAGCUUUCAAAGCCGGCCUCCUGGAGAGCAAGAAAAAGAAGGAGGAGGAGGAAAGGAAGAGGAUUGAUGAGAUCAGGAUGCAGCGACGAGAAAGGAUUGCUGCGAGGAGUAGUCCAACCUCCGGCACGCAAUCAGCUUCAUCCACACCACGUGCUGCAAGACAAACACCAACAACUCCAAAAUCAAAUCCUCUGCAAAGGCUCUCUCCGUCCAAAAGCCUGAAGGUAGGAACAGCAGGAGCCGCGGGUCGCGGAGCUGUGUUAUCAUCACCUAAAGCGAUUCCUGGAAAGACAGGGUCUGCUGGUGUAGCAGCAGCUCAACGACGUGGACAAAACCCUUCAAGUCAGACAGCAGCGGAGAAUCCCCUUAGCCGGUCUGUCCCUUCGCUUGGAGACUUGCGGAAAGAGAACACGAAGCCCUCAGGGCGUAGCUCUCUUGGUGACAAGGUCGGAGGCUCUGCACGCAUUCAGGCCAAAUUUUUGAGCAGCAUGCAUCGCUCCAAAAGCGCAAAUGAUGCCGCUCCGCUGGAAUCAAAUGGGGGUGUAUCAUCCCGCUCUGUCGCAAGAGCCACAGUGUUUGUGGAUGAUAAGAAACGUCGUUCGGUUUCAUCGAGGAAAAGCAUCGCCACAGUCACGGAAUUGAAAGGUGUAACAAGCUCACCCUCUACCGAAUCGGUGUCGACCCCCUUGAAGGCCCCGAAGGAACUGUUACCUGAAUCUGGAGUUGCCAAGGUCGCGAAGAAGAGUACAACCGCAACAGCUGCCCAAGAUGCCAAACCUUUUCUCCGCAAAGGAACUGGAAUUGGUCCAGGUGCUGGAUCUGUCGUCAGGAAGCUGAAGUCUUCCCAGAUGUCAGACAGCACCAAGAGUAUGGACGAGGAUGGUCCAGAUACUCCUUCCGCACCGUCUCACGAUAAUCUGCAGUCUGACCAAGAGGGGACCAAGGAGGAGGUUAUCGCCAACACUGUGGACGCAGUAGUCGCUUUAUCUUCACCAAUCGCAUCAGCUACAACAGAAGAGAAGGUAACUGAUGUACUUGCUGCAGAGGACCCUCAAGACGCUACACAAAGACCAGCCAACGCCCCUGGCCCUGUUGUUAUCCGAUCACCGGCUUCCCCUCCCCCGGAGACAGCCGACAUAUCUGCUCCCUCACUGGAAGCAGACAUGACUGCGUUGAUACAACCGCAAACUCUAGCUACCGAUGAUUCACAUGCUGGUCAACAAAGCGAUGAGGAUCUUAAACCUGAACCACACGGAGAUGCCGAAGAAGUCAAGACUGCGGAUGAAUUCGAGGUGAAGGUAACUGAAGUCCUAGAUUCCCCUGUGCGCGCACCAGUACAGACAAUUGUCGACAACAGUCAAGGCUUUGAAGCCCCUCUAGCCCCUCUCUCCCCACCUGAAUCUAAUUUUACUGCUUUCCCCUUAGUUUCCACUCCAGAAGACUACAAUGCUCCUCUUGCUCUUACUUCACCGUCCCCUUCCCAGACAACUAUGGCACCUAAUAUAGAGGAUUAUGACUUUGUGCUAGCAUCUCCAUCUGAUACAGUUGUGCCUGAUGAUUAUGAAGCCCCUGUUGCUGUGGCAACAACUUCACCAGCCGCAAGUCCUACUUCCCGGACCUUCCCGCAGCUGCAACGUUCUCUCUCACCACAUUCCAACAAGGUGGAUGCAAGCAAGUCUCGAAAGAAGUGGGGUGGUUCCCAAAAGUCCAGCUCCUCAACUCAACAAGGUUCAAAAGAUGCGCCGAAGGGCCUGAAAAGGCUUCUAAAUUUUGGUCGGAGGAGUUCUAAGGGUAACACUGCGAAUGCAAGCGAGUGGGUCUCAGCUUCUACUGCGUCUGAGGGAGACGAUGAUGCAGACGAAACUAAGGUUGGUGGUAGCCGGCUCAGUGAUAUUCCGAACAAGAAGGUCGACUCCAGCAACAAGACUUCAAGGUCCAGGACUACCUUGAAUGGUAAAGGUAACAACCUCAGAUAUAUGGGUGACAGUCCCGACUCUUCAAGAACAGAUUCAAGAACUGAUUCAAAUGGAUCCGGAGAUCGUGUGCCUCGGUCUUUCUUCUCGUUGGCACCAUUCCGGAGCAAGAACGAUUCAAAGUAUCGAGCCUGAGGGUUGACCAUCAACUGCCCUUAUAAAGAUGAGAGGCAGCAGGUGUGUGUGAAGAGUAUUCUACUCCACGUAUGAUUGGUGCUCGGAAAAAGGAGGCUUUGCCGUGGUUACUAUAAAGCCCUCGUCUUGGCGAACGUCCCUUCAUACUUGUUUUGAAUCUCUAACACUGAGCACUGUAGGAUGCCCUCUAUUUUUUCGAAGCCGGAGUCCACCUGCUGUAGAUCUGUGUCUCUGGGAAGCCGGAGAGUGAAGUACCAUAGCAUGUGUAUUGUAAUCCACUUGAAUGUCAAUGUUUCAUCUCCUGCGCAGAUAGUUAGAAGCCUAAAUUUUCCACCAAUGGAGGGUUGGCAUUGUCAGCUCUACUUCCUUGUGUGGUAGUCCGCACGUUGUGUACCAUAUAUGGACUUUUUACCAUGUAGAAGAGUUCAUCAGUUCCUACGCGAAGACCCAGAUCUGAUGUAUGUAGAAUUAUUAUAUAUGAAUGCAGGAGAAUAGCCUCCACCAUUUUGGAG